Pseudomassariella vexata is the source of this 1526-nucleotide messenger RNA. RefSeq lists its product as uncharacterized. The record is from RefSeq and is a predicted model, not a curated record. The transcript has 2 exons. The coding region runs from base 92 to 1321 and encodes 409 amino acids. Gene Ontology annotation, cellular component: mitochondrion. Lineage: Eukaryota; Fungi; Ascomycota; Sordariomycetes; Amphisphaeriales; Pseudomassariaceae.
AUUCCCCCAUCGAAAAAGUUCACGAUUUAGCGAUCCAACCCGACACGCCAUUGCAGCUCUAGGACACGUAUUUCGAGCGCAAUCCGUCGCAAUGCGCCGAAUAUCACGCUUAAGAGGGCCCUCGGGCUUGCGGUGGUCAACAAGCUGCCGCUCAAUAGCGUCACUAUCCAGCCAGUGCAGUGUAGCCAAAGCUCCCGUAUCCAUAUGUUCUACGACCUUGACACCGUCACCCGUUGCCGCCGCCAGCUCCUCGCGCAUGUACUCGACAAAACCAGACUCCUCUACCUUGCCUCAGUCUCUUGGUGGUGCGAAGACUCACGUGCCGCAGCUUGACAUUGAGGCAGCGAACGAGGACCCACACUCUGCCGAGACGGAAAUCAUCGCUCAAGAGAGUUGGGACAUGGACGCCGGGGAGCCGAACGAAUACACUUCACAAACUUUUCAGCCUCCUCCGCCGAGGUCCUACGCCGAACGCACGGACGAGAUCCGAGAUCCCUCCUAUGUCCCGGCAACCACCGUGGAAGGUCUCUCGACACUGGGUGGUCUGGAAGGCUGGUGGGAUCGCCGCGAGAAUUGGCCCAGGAGCAGUGAUUUCCAGGGAUUCAUCGAGGCGAAGAGGAAGAUUACGCACCCUGACUCGCUCGAAGUAGCGACCAGACGGGCUUUGGUCGAAGUCUUGGUGAGGAAGGCGCGUGGUCAGCACUUGACUGAGGGCAUGCCGGUUGGCGGCAAAGAGGAGCUCUUGCGAGCUCUGGCCUUGGACUUGAAGGUUAAAGAAAAUGGGGAGAUCAGUCUGGUUGCAGAUGAUUCAGCGAUUGAACUUGUAGCCAAGGAUCUCGAUUGGGAAAACGUGCUGGCCAAGGAGGAAUUGACGGGCAAAGUGCCUGCUGUUCCCACCCUGUUGCCGGGUGAAGCUCAAUCAUUCAAGGAGGCUGCACAAUGGCGUGCCAGAUGGAAGAGUGCGUCGCUCUCUGAACCCAAGUUGAAGUUUGCUGUACUGAAGCGCAUCUUCCAACUUACGGGUCAGCGCGUCCAGGACCACCAAUUACCCGGGAUCACAGAUGUACUCUCGCUCCUUCGCACAAUAAAGGCCCCGCCAAAGCCGAAGACGCUGAGCCAGGAGAUCAUGGAGCGCAAACAGGACCUGGUUCAACUCCCUAAUGUGGCUUUUGCACCCAAGCGUGUCACCCGAGGUGAUAAGGAUAUAGCAUUGGGGCGGUUUAAGAUCAUUGAAAAGGAGCUUAUGACGAGAGAUGUAAAUGUCCACCCACUGUCGGUUGGCAAAAGCAGGGAGCAAAAAUGGCUCAAGGGUCAGUCUUAAACUAUCGGACAAUGUAUACUAUGUAAAUGCACGGGAAAUUUACUGGGCGGCAUGUCACUUUACAAAUCGGUCUAUGUGCCGUUGUAGCAAUAGACGAAAACUGUACAAUAGAGGAGGGGAGAAGCCUCCAUACCACCAACUGCACUGUAUCUUCAGUUACCUGCUGACUGGUUACCUUACCUUGUAUCAUCAACUUCCUGCGUGA